Toxotes jaculatrix (banded archerfish) is the source of this 2130-nucleotide messenger RNA. It is a transcript of the gene paplnb, whose product is annotated as papilin b, proteoglycan-like sulfated glycoprotein. Bases 94 to 1761 code for a protein of 555 amino acids. The transcript has 13 exons. Gene Ontology annotation, molecular function: metalloendopeptidase activity; serine-type endopeptidase inhibitor activity. NCBI's taxonomy places the organism in Eukaryota, Metazoa, Chordata, Actinopteri, Toxotidae. The record is from RefSeq and is a predicted model, not a curated record. Gene Ontology annotation, biological process: extracellular matrix organization. Gene Ontology annotation, cellular component: extracellular matrix.
CCUUCACUACUGAGGUGCACGUCACUCUGGACUGCUGGUCAACAGGCUGGGAAUUCUCUUCAAGAAGUAGUUCUGCAGUGGCUUCUGGUGAACAUGAACAUCCUGCUAGUCCUGGGUCUCCUACAGUUGCUGGCUAUACCUGCCUUCACUCUGACACGGCCUACCCAUGACUACUGGGGAGAGUUUGGAGCCUAUGGGCCCUGCAGCCGCACCUGUGGCACAGGAGUGGCAAUGAGAACCAGGAAAUGCAUCACUUCAAGGACAGAUGGAGGACAUAACUGCAUAGGAUCCUCUAAGUCCUUCCGAACCUGUAACACACAUGAAUGUCCAGUUGGAUCCAAGGACUUCAGGGAGGAGCAGUGCUCCCAGUUUGACAGAAUGGACUUUCAGGGCAAACGUCACACAUGGGUGCCUUACUAUGGAGCAUCCAAUCCAUGUGAGCUGAACUGUGUCCCAAGAGGAGAAAACUUCUUCUACAGACACAGACCUGCAGUGGUAGAUGGGACACCAUGUUAUGUGGGCCGCUCUGACAUCUGUGUGGACGGCAUCUGCAGGAUACUGAUUCGUGGAGAGUUUAUGGGUUUGGAUGACGAUGCAAAUUCUGUACACUCCGCUGCUCCUGUUGCUGUCGCUCCUCACCCAAGGGAGACUCUGACAUACAUCUACAAAACUGGGGUCUACGGCGAGUGCUCAGCCACCUGCAAUGGAGGCAUGCAGUAUCGCAGCGUGGAGUGUUGGGUUCAGGACCCACGGAACCCCCGUGUGGUGGAAGAGUCUCACUGCAUUACCCAACGCCUGCAGAGGCCACAUAGUCAGCAGGCUUGCAAUAUGCAUCCAUGUGCUGCUGAGUACAGUGUCUCCAGCUUCAGUGUGUGCUCAGUGACCUGUGGGGAAGGCCAGCAGACAAGAGAGGUGGUCUGUGUGGGAUCAGGAGGUGAACAUCUGCCUGACCAUGCCUGUAGCGGACUGACACGACCUCCUUCUGUCCAGGCCUGCCGCAGGCCUGCCUGUCACACACACAUCACUUGGCAUGUGACUGACUAUGGACUGUGCACUAGAAGCUGUGGUGGUGGUGUGAGGGAGAGGAGGGUUAGCUGUUUUGAUACGGAUUUGAACCCUUACCCUGAGGCUAGGUGUGGAUUAGCCAGCAAACCUGCCUCUGUGGAGGCGUGCAACUCACAGCCGUGCCCUGGAGCACAACUGGUUCCAAGUGUACAGGAUCCAAGGGCACAUGAAAGCACCAUGAGAGGAUUUGUGCCCCAUGUUCCACGAGAUCCUUCAGCUUCCAGGCCACAGACAAACAUUGCAUAUGAUCCCUACCCUCCUGUGGUUGGCCCUCACUGUGCACAGUCAUUUUACGGCUGCUGUCCUGAUGGCCAUACCUCUGCCACUGGACCCAGAAAUGAGGGCUGCUUCCCAGAUGACUGUGUUCGUACCAGGUAUGGCUGUUGUUUGGAUGGGGUGACUCCAGCUCAAGGAUUUGGACGGGCUGGAUGCCCUGAAUCAACUGGUAAUAUGUGCGCCCUGCCUCGUGAUGAGGGUCCAUGUGAUACCUGGAAGGUUCGGUUCUACUAUGACUCGGUCACCAGCAAAUGUACCGAGUUCUGGUAUGGAAGCUGCCAGGGCAAUGCCAAUAAUUUUGUGUCCCUGGAGGCAUGCCAGAGAGAGUGUGGGGGUGUGGUGAGGGAGCCCCCACCCGCAUCUCGCAGUGGGACCCCAAGGAGAGGGCCACCCAGGAUUGCUCUGAGGGCAAGGGCAUAACCAUGAACACCACUAAUACCUCCAGUACAUAGGAUAACCAGGGUGCCCGCUCUAUGAACCUUAUUACUUAUUUGUACACACAUGAAGUAUACAUUUACAUAAAUGAAGACACACACAAACAUAUAUUGCAAAACUUACCACACCCUACAUUUCAUUUAAACAUCAGAGUUUACGUUAAAAAUAAUCUAGACAGCAUUAUAACUGGCAUAAUCACAGCUUUUAGUUCUGAUUUUAUUAUCUUUUUGAUCUUUGGGAUUAUGUUGAUGACACUCACUAAAUUCAUUUGUGUUUUUUCCUUAUGGUUCAGGACUACAAUAAAAUUAUGUCAGUGUGAUUACCCAAAUGAUUAAAUCACACAGCUAAUCAAUA